Anarrhichthys ocellatus (wolf-eel) is the source of this 1925-nucleotide messenger RNA. Its product is annotated as N-acyl-aromatic-L-amino acid amidohydrolase (carboxylate-forming) B-like. Gene Ontology annotation, molecular function: aminoacylase activity; hydrolase activity, acting on ester bonds. Gene Ontology annotation, cellular component: cytosol. Lineage: Eukaryota; Metazoa; Chordata; Actinopteri; Perciformes; Anarhichadidae. Bases 242 to 1177 code for a protein of 311 amino acids. The transcript has 7 exons. The record is from RefSeq and is a predicted model, not a curated record.
AGGAGGGCCGACUUUGAAGCUAUCUGUAUAAGUAUGUGGUUUGUGCUCUACUUUGCAUUCCUUUGAGUCUGUGCAUGUGAACGGUUAAUGGCUCUGACUGGAAAGUAGCUUGCAGAGUGCCUGUAUUACUUUGCUGGCAGGUUAUGAAAUACUGCAUUACUGUCCUGAUACGACUUCCCUCCAAGUUCAAAGGGCGCUGAAGUGCAGUGAGUGCCGAGCAGGGCUGGAUUUUGAAAGAAGGAUGGAGCGCGUCUCUUUCUCGCCACUGUCCCGUGUUGCUAUUUGUGGUGGCACCCAUGGAAAUGAGAUGUCAGGGGUGUACAUAGUGAGAGAGAUGCAGAAACAGAAGGUAGAUCAGAAGGGAUUGGUUUCUAUAACUACCGUCCUAUCAAAUCCGCGGGCAGUGGAUGCUUGCAUAAGAUACACGGAAACGGAUCUAAAUCGCUGUUUCACAGAUGCCUUGCUGAGUGCCCCCAUAACAGACUCUACAUCCUACGAGUUGAGGAGAGCCCGUGAGCUGAACGCUCAGCUUGGGCCCAAAGGAAGCCGAGAGGCUGUGGAUCUGCUCUGCGACCUCCAUAACACCACUGCCAACAUGGGCAUGUGUCUCAUCCUUUCCUCCUAUGACUGGAUCAGCCUGCAUAUUUACAAAUACAUACAGAGCAAGAUGACCUCUGCGCCUGUGAGAGCAAUCCUUCUUGAUAUACCCUCUUCUGAGGCUUAUUCCCUGGAGUCAGUGGGCAAACACGGCAUCACGAUAGAAGUCGGGCCGCAACCCCACGGCGUGCUCAGAGCUGAUAUCUUUAACAUGGCGAAAGAGGCAAUGGAUCUCUCAAUAGAAUGGCUUCAGAAAUUUAAUUCUGGAAGUGCUUUUGAAGGUGGCGAAGUGGAAGGAUACACAGCAGUGAGGAGUGUAGACUACCCAAGGGAUCCUAUAACCAAUGACAUUACUGCUGCCAUUCACCCCCAGCUGCAGGAUAACGACUUCAAGCUUCUCCAUAAAGGCGACCCUGUGUUCCAGUCCUUUUCUGGGGAGACGGUGAAGCACGAGGGAGAAGACCUCUACCCUCUCUUUGUCAAUGAAUGUGCCUACUAUGAGAAGAAGAUUGCUUUCCGUUUAACCAAAAAGAUCACUGUGACCUUGCCGUCCAUAAGUGUGAAGGCAGACAGAGUAUAGACAUUAUGUUGCAUGUACUUUAAAUUAUAACCACAGAACAAAUAAAACUGUACACUACAUGUAUAAUCAUGUUUCUAAUGUUUUUUUAACUGUGGCAAUGAUGCAAAACACCAUCUUUGAAUAAAUGGAAAAUAUGGAUCCCUUUGAGUUAUUAGAUGGUGUGUUUUGACUUUGAUUUUUGAAUGACGUGCUGAUGUUUAGCUGCUUUGAUAUUUACCAUGUUCACAACUUUCUUUUGCAUGUUAACAUAUUCAAAUUAACACUUUACACAAAGUACAGCCGAGGCUGAUGGUAAUGUCAUUAGUUUUGCAGGUAUUUAGUCAUAAAGCAAAGCAUUGCUAUCUCAAGAGCCAGGUCGCUAGCAUGGCUAGCAAUAGCAAUAGCAUGAGCAUAGCAAAGCAUCUCUGUAACUUUUAAAUACUUACACUGUUAGGAUUGAUGAUGUUUUACUAAUUCUAUGACACCGGAUCACACAAAAACAAGAAGUCCGAAGUCAGCAAAUGUCAAAUUUAUCAAUACAGAAACAGGUGCAGUGUGCUUCAGAAUACAUAAAAAACAUUUUCAAAAGCCAUGUUGUGUACACAUCAGACAAAUAACAAAAACAUUGUGACACUAAAACAUCACAAUUUUUUUCUGGUGCUAAGAAAUCCUCUAUUUUGGACACACAAUAAAGUAACAAAUUAAUUUACUUUCCACUCAAAUGCAAAGUGUAAAAAUAGAUGUAGUUUCCUGCAAGUGAAGAUUUUGC